CAUAUUUUCCUUCUUCUGUUGAAAAGCUGAAUAAAAUAAUAAUUAUAACAUCUGAAGACGAUAGCAGUGAAUUCCUUACCAUUGAACUCGACCAUUUUCUCUGUCAGCAACGCAAAGAAGUCCUUUAUCGGGAACAAGUGUCAAAGCAUGUGGAACUGCGAAUGCAUUGGGAGCGAAGUUAAAUUUCACUAUUCUACUGUUACAAUAACCAUCAGCAACAAAGAAGUCUCCAUUAUCUAAAGUCGCAACUGAUGUCGGUUUACAAAAUAGUUUAGCAGAUCUUCC
Messenger RNA from Clunio marinus, 285 nucleotides. NCBI's taxonomy places the organism in Eukaryota, Metazoa, Arthropoda, Insecta, Diptera, Chironomidae. The record is from the annotation of a GenBank genome assembly.